This is a messenger RNA of Saprolegnia parasitica CBS 223.65, 255 nucleotides long. RefSeq lists its product as hypothetical. The transcript is spliced from 2 exons. The coding region runs from base 1 to 255 and encodes 84 amino acids. The record is from RefSeq and is a predicted model, not a curated record. NCBI's taxonomy places the organism in Eukaryota, Oomycota, Saprolegniomycetes, Saprolegniales, Saprolegniaceae.
AUGUCCAGUCCCAAGUGCGGCGAAAUGCUGCCGGACGCAUCGGCCAAGCUCACGCUCUUGCUCAAGCGCGCCGAGGUGGCCAAUGCCAAGGGCUUCUCGGUCGACCUCUCAAUCGAAUGCGACAUUUGCGAGACGACCAACACGAUGACGGCGGCGACGUGCGCCGACUCCUAUUGCGGCAGGAAGCUUCCGAACGACGCGGAGAAGCUGCGCAUCCUCGUGCGUCGCUUCGACCUCGCGAUCAGCGCCGCGUAA